GAAAGAAUUAACGCGACCAGUUCAGUGUAGGUAUGUCAGCGGACUAAAUAUGACUGUCCGUUUUUGAAAAACUUUCGCGCCGAAUUGACUUCUUGGAAUUAAUCCCACGCGUGCCUAAGACGAAUUCGGCAAGUUUUGAAUACGCCAGACGAAAAACUAGAAUUAUUGUUAAGUAAUAACAGUGGAAAACUUAAAAUCCUUUGAUAUUAUUUCUGAGUAUAUUUGAUUAAAACAAUCAGUAUGAAGAACAUAUUGAGCGUUUCUCUUCUGUGUUUGAUCCCAUUGGUCCGAAGUAACGAGGAUGCCAAGGAGGCUAAAUAUCCUAGAUUUGAACGGAGCUGUUUCAGGAGUAUGCCCAGCGCUGAAUUGAACGAGUGCCUGAAAUUCAAUUUGCAGCAGAACCUUCCACGCUUUAGAGCAGGGAUUCCGGGGAUGAUGAACGAGAGCAUCGACCCUCUACACUGGAAAGAAUUUAACGGAGAUUUUAAAACGAGCGUUUUACGAGGCAGUAUGUCAAUAAGAGGAAUUAACUUUUCCGGAUGGUCAAAGUUGAGAAUUUUAGACGUAAGGGCCAACGUUGCCGACCCUAAGAAACUCAUAACCGAAGUUGAUUGGUGGGCUCCGAGUAUUGUCGGCGUCGGUCGAUUCGACAUGAGCGGGAAAAUCGGCAGAUACGAGUUCGUCGGCGCUGGUCCCUUCGAAGUGGCUCUCGGUGGCGUAAGUGGAACAUGGACGAUCCGGGGAAGUCAAGAGAAAACUGCCCCGUACAUGGAAAUCUUGAGUCUCCGCGGCCUCCCGGAAAUAGAUACUUUCAAAGUUACGGCCGAAAAUGCCGCCAUCGGCAAUGAACGGAUCGGCCAGUUGGUGGUGGCGACCAUUAAUCGAACAUGGAGAAUAAUGGUUGGGUUGGCCAACAAACCAGCUGAGAAGCAAUGGGAAGCCUUUUGGACGGAAAGGCUCAACAGGAUCUUCCUUAACGUCCCUUACGAGGAGUUGUUCCCACUUCGGCCUGAACCUGAGGAGCAGCUUUUAGACCAAUCCACAGCACACCCUCCGGGAUCGCCAUAAAUAUCAAUCAAAAUAUGGGCUUUCCCACCCUAAACCGAAAUUUUUCAGAGCAAAUAAAGCGGGUAAAACAUUGAACCAAGGCUUGCUAUUUUGUAUGGCUUCAAAUAAACAGUUUCUGCGAUUUGUA
Messenger RNA from Bemisia tabaci, 1195 nucleotides. RefSeq lists its product as uncharacterized. Lineage: Eukaryota; Metazoa; Arthropoda; Insecta; Hemiptera; Aleyrodidae. Gene Ontology annotation, biological process: multicellular organismal reproductive process. The record is from RefSeq and is a predicted model, not a curated record.